UUGGCUGCCUUCCCGCCCCUUCGGAGGCAGGAGGGUCCUGGUGGAGGCAGCCGCCCGGCCUCCUUCCCCGCCCCCGAAGCCCCCUCCCCCGGGCCCCCAGCCUCUAUAGAGGCCGGCCGGGCGGAGGGCCGUCCAGAGAGGGUUUCCUUCGCCCGGCCACACGCAGCCCAGCUCCGCCAUGGACCGCCGCCCGCUCGCCCUCCUGCUGCUGCUCCUGCUCGCCGCCCUGCACGGCUCCCGCGGGAAGCCCAUCAGCCUGACGUACCGCUGCCCUUGCAGGUAUUUUGAGAGCCACGUGUCCAAGUCCCAGAUCAAGCACCUGAAGAUCCUGACCGUCCCUGGAUGCCCCCUUCAGGUCAUCGCAAGACUGAAAAACAGCAGCAAGCAGAUCUGCAUCGACUCCAAGUUAAAGUGGAUCCAGGAGUACCUGGAGAAAUACUUUCAAAAGAGAGUCAAGCUGUAAGCGAGGAGCAGCGCUGCCUGCCUGCGGGAUGCUUCUCCGUAGGAGCCGGAUCCCUCCGUCCCCCACGUAGGAAAUGGCUCCGUACGCAGCACCCUCUUCCAGGCACCAGCACGCCCCCCCCCAGUCCUCGGCAAAGGAGAGCCUCGGGCUCAGGGCUCCACGGUGAAGUUCUCGGCGCCCCCCGAGGCUCCACGCUUGCCCCCCCCUCCCCCCGAGUUCCUUAUUUGCACAGAAACGCCUUGUCUUUGCCAAUAUUGUCUGAUGUAGCAGGAACUGCUUGGUUUAUUUUUAUUUUUUUAUUUUUGUGUCACUAACUUCAAGAGCAGCAACUUGUAUGAACAGAGCAUUAAUCCUCUUCUUCUGCUGUGCAGAAUCCGGGCAGUGACCCCUUGAUACGUUUGCAUGGGAGAGAAGGGGGGAGGGAGGAGGGGGGAGACUUUGGGGAGAAUCAUUCAAAGGGUGUGUGUGUGUGUGUGUGUGUGUGUGUGUGUGUGUGUGUGUGUGAUGGCCAACGCUGUCUUACGCUAUAGUGGUUUCAGGCAGCGAGGGAGGCCUCCAGGCAGCCAAAAGAUAAUUUUCAGAGAGUGAGAGAGAUGGAAAGGAUUUCCGGUCUCCGCAUUCAGAAUCGGGAGAAGGAGUGCAUGGCGGAUAUUUCUAUUUCUUCUCAGGGAACCCUAUCUGUGCCGUAAGCGACCAAAUUUUAUGUCUCACAAGCUGAAGAGAUUUUUAUUGUAAUCAUUUCUAGGAUACUAUGAAUUAUUAUAAACACUUUUACAAGUGAGCCCUGUGGAGUUUGCUCCUGGACCAAAUAGCAGAACAUUUUUUUUUUAGUUGUGGUAAAAAGUAGCUUUUGAAAAUCAGACUUUAUUACAUUAAAUGGAAAACGAGCUGCCUUCACAGCCACUUCCCUCCCCUUAGAAAGGGAACCCCGCACCUCCUCACACAAUCCGCACCACAGCGAACAGAGAGGUUCUCCCAAUCGUUUCCUCCCACUUUUAACCACCCAAACAGCAACAACAAAUUGCCAUCCAGGAUACGAGAGUGGAGACUCAGGACUCCGGUGGCCUUUAAAUGCAGCUAGAAUGCAAAAAUAUUUACUUUCUUGUUCAAAUUGAAAUGCCAAAGAUAAACUCCAAUUAGCACUAGGUCGCCAGUCUUAAUCGGCUUCUUCAAAUAUAUUUUCCCAUCUCCAAAUUCAGUGUACCAAAGAUGAGACACAUCAGCUUGUUACUAUUGGGAGGAUCGUAAGAUGUUUUGCUAGCAUGGUUUAGUUUUGUGCAUCCCCCCCCCUCAAAAUAAAAGAUGCAAUGAGCUUUCAGUAGCUAUAAUUGGGGCUAUCAAGGCAGCUCCAGAUUGCCCAGCAAUGACUUAAAUCAGAGCUUCUUCAACUUGCAACUUUAAGAUCACCGCACUUCAUCUCCCAGAAUUCCUUAGCCAACAUGACUGGCUGGAGAAUUCUGGAAGUUGAAGUCCAAAGAGAUUACAGUUGACAAGGUGGAGAAGCAAUAACUUAAAUAAUGGGACGUUGGGAGGGGGCGUAUCAUUGUGGACUGCUGGGGGUUCAAUUAUAUCUAACACUGCAGGCACACGCGCAUCACAUACACACUCACAACCUUCUAGUCCUACCCAUUCCACGCACAAUGACCUGCUUCCGGAUAUAAUAAUAAGAGUAUUCCGCAUAUUAUGCUAUGUUCCUAAAUACCUUUGGCAAAGCUAAACGCUGUUCAACUGAGAGUAGUCCCACCUUCCUUUGGAUCGUGGAGGAUUCUGUUAGUAACAGGAACUUGCUGGGCAGGUGUUACCUUUGGAGGCUAUGCUACAUAUUGGGAGUGCUAAUUAAUACUUCCUAUUCUUAAUAUACGCUUUUACUAAGGAGAAAAUGAAUUUAACUUCCAAAAACCAUCGAGGGACCCACACAAGAGUUAGGGUUCAAAUUCCAGAUGCCCCAAAGGUAUCUCAGUAACCCUAUUUUUUAAAAGGGCAUGGAAACUGCAGGGGGCCAGAGGCCUCUGCAGACCCUUAGAGGAAGUGAAAAACCAGCUGAUUGCUGGAUGGCAGAAAUCACGCGGAUUCCACCAGGAGCGUCCCGCCGCGCGUGAUGCUUACGAGGGGUUCCUGCUGACGCCCCUCGGCUGCGCUCAGGCAGCAGUUCCGAAAUCCCUCCGUCAGAAACCAGUUAGCCUUCCUGCCCUGCUGUGGCUUAGCAGAGAGAGAGAAAGGAGGCGUGAGAGAGAGGGAGGGGGGAAAGAGGGGCUCAGGUGAGCCCCAUCUUGAGGCAGCCCGGCAGGGACUCCCUAAGAGACAGGCGGCUCUCUCGGCCUGGAGGAAGAUCAGAUCCGGCUUUGACGCCUGGGUCGUUUUCAGGGCAAGCAGUGAUUCGUGCUAUCGUUCUACGGAGGGUCCAGUUGGCAGGCCCACAGGUUUUCCCAAAAUAAUGUGAAAAAGACUUUUCAUCGUGAAAAGAAAAAUGUAUUAACUACUUCAUGCAACUUUUUUUUGUAAAUAUAUAUUUUUGCAAAGUAUGUAAGCACUUGUUAAUUUUCUUAAUAAAGUUUGUAUUCAGUUUUC
Molecule: messenger RNA, 3031 nt
Organism: Thamnophis elegans (Western terrestrial garter snake)
Lineage: Eukaryota; Metazoa; Chordata; Lepidosauria; Squamata; Natricidae
Gene: CXCL12
Product: C-X-C motif chemokine ligand 12
Exons: 4
Coding region: 179-463 (94 amino acids)
Biological process (GO): immune response; axon guidance; positive regulation of cell migration
Cellular component (GO): external side of plasma membrane; extracellular region
Molecular function (GO): CXCR chemokine receptor binding; chemokine activity
Source: RefSeq, a predicted model, not a curated record